This is a messenger RNA of Racocetra persica, 351 nucleotides long. Lineage: Eukaryota; Fungi; Glomeromycota; Glomeromycetes; Diversisporales; Gigasporaceae. The record is from the annotation of a GenBank genome assembly.
AUCCAUGUUUGAACACCUUGAAGGAAAUAAAACAAUGGUUCAUUCAAGGUGAUAAACAAAAGAAAGAUUCAAGUCAAUGGUUUUCCACGCAAUGCCAGUUUGAUUUGAUUUUAUCAAUAACUGGAUUUCUUGGAAUCGUAGAAUAUGUACUUACUAAUUGGCCAGGUGCUAUAAUUCAACCAAGAAGACUAUCUCAGGAUAUGCUUGAAGGUUUAUUCAGAUCAAUUAGAGAAAUGGCUGGUGACUCUUCCACACAUACAGUUCAAUCCUACGAAUAUGCAAUGAACAAGUUAACAAUUACAAUGCAAAUGAUAUCAGAAAUACAAAGAUUGAAUUAUGGUUUAGCUAAUG